This is a messenger RNA of Panonychus citri (citrus red mite), 4665 nucleotides long. RefSeq lists its product as uncharacterized. Gene Ontology annotation, molecular function: phospholipid binding; ubiquitin protein ligase activity; structural constituent of nuclear pore. NCBI's taxonomy places the organism in Eukaryota, Metazoa, Arthropoda, Arachnida, Trombidiformes, Tetranychidae. Gene Ontology annotation, cellular component: nuclear pore central transport channel; nuclear pore. The transcript is spliced from 5 exons. The record is from RefSeq and is a predicted model, not a curated record. Gene Ontology annotation, biological process: protein import into nucleus; RNA export from nucleus; protein ubiquitination. Bases 740 to 2905 code for a protein of 721 amino acids.
AACACAAGGAGUGUAGUCAAGUUACUCAACAGACUUUUUCUUGGGAGUCACUAUUUUCUCAAUACUCUCUUUCUUCAUCUUCAUCUUUAUCAUCCUUCUCUUUCUCUCUUAUCAUCAUCAUCAUCCUCAUCAUCUCUCUCUCUCUCUCUCUCUCUUUCUCUGUCUCUCUCUAAGUUAUUCACUUACUUUUCGACUUACAGAGUUACUUUUCAAGUCCGUUGUCAGUUCACUUCUUGUUGGCUUGUUACGAGCAGUUAGUUUACUUAGUUAACUACAAUCAACUCUAGUUAAUUGUAUUGUAUUGUAAUCAUCAUAAUCAACAACAUCAUCAUUAUUAUCAACAACAGCGACAAACAAUCAACCUCUUUCCUUUUUUUCUUAAUGGUUAAACUUAAUUACCUUUUUUCUUUUAAAUUGUUAAUCGUAAAUUUUAACCUUCGAAAACUUUUCUCCUAAUUGUUACAACUUUCGAAACGCUUUUUUUUUGUUCUCUUUCUGUUGUUCAUGAUUAACUUUUCCUUGUUGAUUGUUAAACUUUCCCAAACUAAUUAAGAUUGUUCAUCAUCAGUUAUGAGAUUAUGACUGUUAAUUACAAUUAGAUUGACAAUCAACCGACAAUCAAAGUUGUUGUUGAGAAUUUGUUGAUUCCAAAAAUCUUUUCUUCUUUUUUUUGUAUAAUCGAAUUUAAAAUUUUGUUCUUUUUCUUUUGGACUUUAUCGUCGAUCUCCCACCAAAUCAAAUGGAUAAUAAUGAAAUUACUCGUUUAGAUUCACCUUUAUCAUCUUCGAAGGCCUCACCCAUUUCAUCGCCCGUGUCCAUGAUGUCACCCAACUCAUCGAACCCAUCGACUCCACCUCAAUCAGCGACAGGAUUUUCUGACCCUGAUUGUGGCCUACCCUCUAGUCUAUCACCUACAGCGACACCCACCUCAUCAUCAUCAUCACAACCUCAACAGCAACAACAACAGAAUCACCAUCAUACCCAUCAUCAUGUAGUACCAAUGGACGUAUCAUCCUCAUCCGCUCAAACAAAUUUAACAAUUAAUGGAUCUUCAUCUUCAUCCUCAUCCUCAUCUUCUUCCUCCUCUGGUCUACCACCAACAAAUGGAUCAACCGGAUUGAUAUCCGGCUCAAUCCAUGGUUGUUCAUCUCAUCCACUCCUUCACCCUGGGCAUCCACUUCAUCCCCACCAUCACCAUCAAUCCAACAAUAAUAAUAAUAAUCAAACCAAUAAUAGUAACAAUAAUAAUAAUAGUAAUGGUCAACCUCCUCCAUCAGGUCAUCAUCCCUCAUCAUCCUCAUCCUCAUCCUCUUCAUCUUCCUCAUCUUCAUCACCCUAUUCAACAGCUAGUCACCAGCAUCACGUUAACUCAUCAACACCUUCCUCUUCAUCAUCAACAACAACAACCACCGCCGCAGCAGCAGCCGCAGCCGCAGCGGGUCUAUUUCAUCCCUCUAUGAGAUCAGUUUAUCCUUCACUUUUCACCUCAGUGUCACUCACCAAUCCAGGGAAAGAUUCAUUUGUCCCAAAUUCACCAAUGUGUGUACCUCUCUCAGCCUUUUAUGGUUCCGCUUUUGGACCCACAUCAACAAGUUACGGUGCCAAUAAUCCACUUUUAAAUGCCCACCGAACCGCUGCCGUAGCCGCUCAUCAUUUAUCAUCAUCACCGGCUCACCAUGCAUAUGCUACCCAAAUGAAUCUAUUCAACAAUUAUCUCGCUCAUGCAGGACGUUCAUGGAUGGGAGUUUCAUCUGAUGAUGCUAAGAAUGGUGGAGGAGGUGAAGGUGGAGGAAGAGGAGGAGGAGGAGGAGGAAGUAUAGUGGGUGGUGGGAGUGGAAGUGGUAAUAUAUCACCAACAACUUAUCGAAAUUUAUCUUCCAGUUAUCAGAAUCAUUUGAAAUCAACUUUUCUCUCUCUGUGUAAUAAUCCAUCAGCUGCGAUCGCCGCUGCAGCAGCGAUUAACAAUUUAAAUGCUUCGGUAAUGAAUUCAGUUCAUAAUUCCAAUGGUGGAAACUCAGAGAGAGGUGAAAGUGUGGAGACAAAUGAUUAUGAGGAUGAGGGAAGAAGAUCAUCAUCAGGGGGUGGAGAGAGUGGAUGUGGAGGAGGAAGAAGAAGACGAAGAGUAAGUGAGAGAGAUGAAGAGACAAUCUCAUCAGGAAACGGAAAUGUUGAUCUGGGUGGAGGUGUAAAUAGAUAUUCAAAUUCAAAUCAAAAUCCUAAUAACAUAAUUGUAAACUUAGGCUGCAAUACAAAUCAUAAUCACUCAAAUCAUUACAAUUCAGAGUCAACAACAACAAUUAACAUAAGCAGAGGAUCAACUUCAUCACCAAAUUAUUAUUACAAUCAUCAUGUUCAUCCAAAUAACACUCUAGCUCGACCUUGGUCAUGUCCACGAUCACCUAAUCAACCAUUGAAGUGUCCACUGUGUUUCAUGUCACUUGAAGGAGGUGAUGUUACCUCUCAUUUCGAGGAGGAGGUGAAACAAUUAGAGAACCUGAGAAGUCAUAUUAACGAAUGGGAAUCAAAAGAAAAUAAUUUAAAUGAUGUUGACGUAAUCAAAAAGGAGAUUAGUGAUAAUAUACCUGGUGAUCCAUUCAAAAGAUCAAGAUUACAUUCAGAUAACAAUAAUAUCAAUAAGAUUCCUCCAUGUACAAGAUGGCAGACAUAUCAAAGAGUUAAGCAAAAUCGUCACACUCGAAUAUCGGGAAUUCUAAGGACUAAAAGAUACGAUGAGAAGAUAAAAUUGGAAGAUGUUUGUGCAUCAUCUUCAUCCUCAUCUUCAAUUCUCUCUCUUUCCUCAUCAUCCGCUUCUUCAACUCCCACCACCGCCACGACCAUUUGUAAGCCCGUUAAUCGAGGGAUUUGGACAAUCGUUGAUAAUCAUGUGCAAACUUCCGGUUCUUAGAUAAUAUUAGUUACUUUCAAUUCAAUUUCCUCUUUUCUCACUUUAACUCAUCAAGUCCAAAAUCUCAUCCAAUUGAUAAACAAUUAAAUUUGUAAUAUUUAAAAUCAUCAAUUUGAUGAUAGACAAAACAAAAGAUAAUCAGAUUAUCAGCAUAUUCCUAAUUCUGACUGAGUCAUGUGUCCAGUUUCAUCUUCAAUUGGUCACUCAUCUUCAUAUACUCAUGGUGAAUCUUCAUCGUCAUCAUCAACUAAAUUGCUACCAACUUUAACUCGGUUCUCAACAUAUUGACGAUUAUUAUUAUUAUUACUAUUAACUGUUACCCCUUCAACUAUUAAUUAUCAUGAUUAACUGUAAAUAUUUAGAUUGAUCAACUGACCAUUUCCUUUUUUGCCAAAAUAAUUAAAACUUUGGCUGAAACUUUCAAUCGUAACAAACUUUCAUUGUAAUAAUUACAUGAAAAAAAAACACUAAUUGAUUGAUUAAAAAAAAGAUUAAUUAAUAAAAUGGAAAAUUUUAAGUUGAUAAAAAGUUUCAGUUGACUAAUUACAAUUGAAUAUGGAUCAAGUGUUACUGAGAUUAACGGAUAACAGAAAAGUAACUUUGUAAUCCGAUAGAUUUUAAAAUGAUGAGAUGUUGAAUAGAAAAGCGGAAGAUGACCAGAUGACCAGAGAGAGAGAGAGAGAGAGAGAGAGAAGGAUUAGCUUUGAUUUUCUCUUUUGUUCUAACCGUCAAAGGAUUGGAGGGUCAACCGGAAGGUCAAGGUGACAUUCAAAGAAUUAAAAACAAUGGUAUUAGAUUUUAAGCCUUUUGUGGUAACAUGAAUUGUAAAAAUGUUUCAAUGAAUAGUAAACAAUUUAAAUAACUGGUCAGUUGCCAAAUUUAAGUAACUUUUCAGGUUUUGUCACCUUCAUUUUAACGUAUAAACCAGAUUAUUGUUAUUCACGCGAAAGUAAACAGAAAAAAAAGAGAAACAAUUAAUUAGUUGUUGAAUUUAAGUAAAGAUCAUUAAUCGUAAUGAACAUAAUCAUCAUGUUGUUUUUUUUAUGACGAGAUGACAACAGAUGAUAACAGUAAACAUAUACUUGAACAAUUGAAUAUAUUGUUGAUUGUAAAGUAGAGUAACGAAGCAAUUAAGUUACUAACUGAUCAUACAGAGAGAAACAAAGGAAGCUAAAAGAAAGAAAGAAAGAGUGAGUGAGCGAGAGAGAGAGAGAGAGAGAACGAGAGAGAAGGAGAGAAGGAGAGAGAAAGAGAUGAUGAUGAUGAUGAUAAAGUGACAAGAGCAAAGGUAACUUUGUAAGUCGAAAAGAAAGAAAUUGUUGACCAAAAGAGCGGAAGAUGACCUUAUAUACAAAGAAAGAGAUUAACUCCGUUUCUAUUAUUUCUUUAUUCCGUCAAAGAAUAAGACGGUAACUGGACACGCAAAUAAUGAGGACGAAGCAGUAAAACAAUUGAAGUCGAAGGUGAAUAAAUAGAGAGACACAAAUAAAGCCCCGAGAGAUUUUAGUGAAUGAACCAUAAACCAUUAAACGCGGAAUUCAUUAUCUCAAGGGAUCUGACAUUUUCUUCAUCAUCUUCGUCUUCUUCUUCUCUUCUUCUUCUCUUCUUCUUCUUUUCUACCUUGUCUUCAUCAUCAUUACCCUCCUUUUAUUCAUAGAGAUCUUUUCUCGAUUUACCAACAUUUCACUUGGAAUUCAUCUCGUUACCUGUGAACUUCAACCUGUGCUCACCUUUAUUUUCAAUUCGUUACUUACACCAAC